CAUCACUCAAAAGUACAUAACAUUAUUAACCAUGCAUCACCCAUAUUAGAUUUGACAUUUUGCAAUCUUAAAAUGCUGUUUACAAUGUUAGGUUCUAAACUAUCAUCUUACAACAAAAUCAGUGUUUCAGAUGUAGUUGCAUAUGACUCAUAGUUUAGGGAUUGUGGGAUUUAUGGCACAGCUUGUCCUUGUGCAUUUACUGUAUGUGUGUUUAUGCAUGCACUUUAAAGCUGUUCAAUUCUGUUGAUAAGAAUGAGGACGGAGGAUUAAGAGACUUUAGUUGUUUAGUUCAGAUGGCUGUUAUACAUGCACAUUUGCUCUUCCAUAUACAACGCUGACCCCCACCUCUCUCUCUUACCCACAUUCACAGAUUAUGUCACUGUGCUUUAUUAAUCUUAUAGCACCAACAAGUGCUGUGUCUGCUUAACCAUUUGUUCAUCUCACUAAAACAUCAUUUACGGCUCCCGUUGUCUAUAAAAAUAACUUCUGACUGUCCUCUAAUCACAGAGGUGAAGUGUUAGAAGUGCAAAAAAUGGAUGAGAGGAAGGUAGAGGUGCGCAUAAAGAGGGAGGUGGGUGUUCAAAAGGAUGGGAGGGUUCGUGUGCAUGAAUCCUGAUGGUCCUCUGGCAGACUGACCAAAGCUGAAUUGAUUCGCUCCACCCGUAUAAACAGAGAGCAACAGGAACAAAAGAGGCUUAAGACUGAAAAGCAAGCAUUUCACUUUGAGAUUAAGAGACAGUGGCAGACUGAAAAAGACGGAGAGAUAAACACAGAAUAGGUGGACUGACAGAGGAAGGUGAGUAAAAAACUUUCACUUAGGGUGUAUUCACACCUGUCUUGUUUGGUUCGAUUAAAACGAACUCUGGCUCGUUUCCCCCUUUGGUGCGGAUCAUUUGGGCAGGUGUGAAUACAGCAAUCAUUUGGUCCGGAUUUGGUCCGGACCAAAGCAAGUGAACUAUCGGACUUUCCUGGUGUGAAUACACCUUUAGUUCUUUGCCCAGAUGUGCCUCUGUUUGGGUUCAAUAUUUCAUUUGACACUCUCAUUUAAAGCUGAAUUGUGGUUCGAAUAGCUUAAGUGAAAUAACUUAUCACACUUGAACAAGUUUGUUAUCAUUGUUUAUAAAACAAUACUUAAUACCUGUGCAGCUGUAUUUUUCCAACUGGGUUUUCUUGGGCACAGCAGCAUCAUUAGGUCUCAGUUUUUCUCUUUUCCUUUCUGUCUGUCUCUCUGUUAGUAGUUAAUGUCUAAGAGAGUGAAUGGCUCGUGGAUGGGGUCUAUCUCUGUCCCGUCCUCUGUCCCUCAUGCCUUCCGCUCACAGCUCUCUUCGUCCGCUGACCUGAGCAUAGCCAUCAUACUCAUCAUCACAGGUGUGGUGUCGGUGAUUGGGAAUGGACUGGUAUUGUUGGUUUAUGGACAGAGGAGAAAGAAGCUCAGAGCGCACGAACUGAUGACCAUCAAUCUGGCUGUUUGUGAUUUUGGCUACAGCCUGCUGGGGGCGCCAUGCCUCAUCAUCUCAAGUCUGUCGCAUGCAUGGAUUUUUGGGGAAACAGGAUGUAUGUGGUACGGGUUUCAGGGUUUUGUUUUUGGCAUUGGGUCUCUCAUCACUACCUGCUUUAUCUCCCUCGACCGCUGUUUCAAGAUCUGUAGCUUUCGAUAUGGUCAGUGGAUUGAGAGAAAACAUGCCUCUCUGUCUGUGGCUCUGGUGUGGAUCUAUACAAUAUUCUGGGCCUCCCUACCUGUGUUUGGCUUUGGUAGUUACGGCCCAGAACCCUUUGGAACCAGCUGCACCAUAAACUGGUGGAGAAUGAAGUCUUCACUUAAUGACAGAGUCUAUAUUUACCUGAUUCUAUCACUCUGCUUUGGAGUUCCCACCUUCACUAUCAUCAUUUCAUACCUCGCUAUCCUCAUCAAGGUGUAUCGGUCUGGUCGCAUAUUGGCUUCAAUCCCUUCAUCCAAUGUCACUCACAACAGCAAAGAUCUCCGGUUGACAAAGAUAGCAGCAGUGGUGUGUUCCUCAUUUCUGAUUGCCUGGACUCCCUAUGCGAUCGUUUCGCUCUACUCCGCUUUGACUGCCAGAGAGGAACACACUGGAGAAGACGGAGGAACCGCUCUCACGGGUGGAAUGUCAGCAGCAGGCGUCAGCCAUGGUGGAGGGUUGUCUGACGUCUUUGGUUUUCCCUUCCUCAUUAACUGGACCUCUUCAGAACACUUCGGGGAUGCUUUUGGCUCCUGGAGGAAUAUGACUUCUGAUCAUUCCCAUCAUUCAGUAGGGCAUCAUGGAUCAAGUUCAACUGUGGGUUCUGCACAUGGAGGAAUGAAUGGACAUCAGUCACAUCUUGUGUCCAUAUUAAAGCCAGAGGUCUCACUCAUUCCAGCUAUUUUUGCCAAGUCACACUGCAUGAUAAACCCCUUCAUCUACCAGAUCAUGAACCGCGACUUCAGGGAGGAUGUCUAUGAUCUCCUGUGCCUGAGAGGAAAAGAUGGAGACAGGAGGAGAACAAGGAGCACAGACGGCAGUGAUUCUGAUGGGUAUCGUGGAAGCAUCACACUCUCUUAUAUCCACAGCUGGAGGAGAAGAAGCACAGCUACCAGUCAGUCAUCUGGGGAGCGUGUGAAGAAAGAUUCCUCACGGAAGAGUAGAGGUAGUAGAGGGAGCCGAGGGAGUAGAGAUCAGGGGGGGUCCUGUCAGGACAGUACAGCAGUCGGGUGGGCAACCUUGGAUACUACAACCUUAGAUACGCAGGCCAACUUAGAAAGAGAAAGAGGGAAGGAGGUGGAAAGAGAGAUGAAAAAAGAAUUUAGAGAACCCACCUCUAACAGCUUGUUGACAGGUGAGGAGUGAUGCCUGCUGUCCAAAUAGACAGAAACAGCACAGUUCAUAAUGCAGUUAGUUUGCUCAAAAUAUCUGUUGUUUUAGUUAAAAAACAGUGUUUCUUUUUUUCCAUUAGUGUCAUCCAGUGUGUGAUUUUGCACACUAUUUUGCACCUAUCUAGUCUCACACUGGUGCGACACAUGAGGCUCUAGUUAGAUAGAUGAUUUUCAUAUUGAUUUUGUCCUUUGUAUGUUUGUAACUGGAUCCUGUGUAUUUAAUUAUUUAUUUAUUUAUAUAUAUUGUGUAUAUAAAUAUUUAAUGGAUUUAUUUAUUGUAUUUAUGUUUUUAAAUAUUUAGAGAGCACUAUCCAGUCCAAAGUAUUUCAAACAACUAUUUCUGAAUAAAUGUGCAAUGUAAAUAAAGUUUACA
Molecule: messenger RNA, 3242 nt
Organism: Onychostoma macrolepis
Lineage: Eukaryota; Metazoa; Chordata; Actinopteri; Cypriniformes; Cyprinidae
Gene: opn9
Product: opsin 9
Exons: 8
Coding region: 1242-2843 (533 amino acids)
Biological process (GO): G protein-coupled receptor signaling pathway
Cellular component (GO): membrane
Molecular function (GO): G protein-coupled receptor activity
Source: RefSeq, a predicted model, not a curated record